UGGCCAACUUUCCCUAACAAAGGCAACCGGAAGUAUCAUGCCAGGCUGGCUGAAGAGUUCAAGGUACGCACUUGCACUUGUUCAUGUCUGGUGCUUAAACCCUAAUGAGAACUCGCUUGUAAUGAUAGUAGGCCUAUAUUAGAUCAAUUCAGCGCAUCAAAAGACACCUUUAAAAUGGCUGUGUGAUGAUGACCCAAGCGAGUUAUGAGCAGGUGCCCAUUUUCCGAACAUCGGAGUGGAACGAGUUUGGGAACAACUGUAUGAGUGUGGGCUAUUGAAUCCGCUCACUCAGCUGCUUGAAAAAAACUAAACGGAGGAGCUUGGAUAUAACAAGAGAUCCUGUCAUCUUACCAAACGCGUCUCCAACAUGGACCGGUAUAGAUACUUCGUUUUCAAUCAGCGAAGUGUGGUAGUUUUGGGGAUCUUACAGGUGGCUUGCGCUGGACUGUGUAUGGUUUGUGGGUUAAUGGAUGCAGCUUUCCGCAAGACAACCACACUCAGCACCACGCGGGCUCCAAUUUGGUCUUCCAUGAUAAUGGCUGUACCAGGUGCUCUGGCCCUGUUUGCCUCACAGAGGAAGAACCCUGUACUGGUGAGUGCCAUGAUGGUGUCCUCUGUAUUCUCUUGUGUUGCGGUGGCAGUUGUGUUCACAUAUGCUGGUGUGACCCUCAGUUAUGGAGAGGAGGACGAUGAAAUAUUUCACCACCAUAUCGAAGAAGUGAAGUUUGUGCUGGGUCGGCUGGUGAAGGCUUCCAAUGCCACCAUGUUGCUGGCAGGGGUGGGCUCUCUCCUCUUCUCCUGUCUCAUCGCGGUGGUGGGCUGCCGCAGCCUGCCCAUCUGUGCCUGCUAUGAUGGCCGCACAGGCCUGGAGUCUUUAGUGCCUCAAAAUGACCCCGGAACAGACACAGAGAUGGUGUGCACGUGGCAAGCAGGGGGUGACGAUCGACUCUUCAACUCACCUGUGACAUUUGUAGACAGAUGUGAGCAGGAGCAGGAAGAGCCGUCCAGACUUCCACCUUACGUCCAACUCACAUGAGACUCAGUACUAGCCAAAGCCAUCGGACCUUAAUGAUGUUUUAAUGGAAAGGCACAAGUUGAAUUGUGGGAUAGCUUUUGAGAUGUGUUUGUUAAAAGAAUGUUGGCACAUAGUGAGUGUCUUAAAGCUCCUUCACAGAUUCUCAUGACUGAAUAGCUUUAAACAUUUCAGUGUUUCAGUCCACAUGUCUUGCCUGUCCUGUCAUUAACAACCUCUGUGUAUUGAAUUGAACUACAGUGGAAUUUCUUUCUUAAAAUGUAUGUUUUAUUAAAUUGCACCCCAGGGAUGUAUAUGUACUCUUAUUUAUUGUAUGUGAUGGUCAUACGUUUUUGUUGUUUGUUUUCGUUUUUUUCAAGCGCCAUAUCCUAAAAUGUGCCACAUCAAGGACAAUUUGUGAUUUGUCAUGUUUUUAAAACCAGCUCUAUUCUUGAAUAUAUUUGUGUGCAACUUCAAAUAAACUUUUUUUAUAUUUAAA
Molecule: messenger RNA, 1511 nt
Organism: Engraulis encrasicolus (European anchovy)
Lineage: Eukaryota; Metazoa; Chordata; Actinopteri; Clupeiformes; Engraulidae
Exons: 6
Coding region: 368-1036 (222 amino acids)
Cellular component (GO): membrane
Source: RefSeq, a predicted model, not a curated record